AUGAAUAUAUUAAUCAUCUUUCUAACAAUUACAAUAUUGUUGAUCAGCAAAACUUAUUCUGCGCCUAUUGAUGCAACUGAAUCUUUUGAUUAUCCAAUCGAAGAAAUCACUACAGAACCAACAACAACGGCCAGCACCACCAGCACCACCACCACCACCACAACAACAACAACAACGACAACAACAACAACAACAACAACCACAACAACUUUAGCUCCGGAAGUCGAUCGCGAAUGGGAAGAUCUUAUCUUAGGUGGACCUACAGUAGUCAAUUAUCUUGGCUUAUUUAUGGUACAUGCAUCAGGUGCAGAUCAAGUUUUAACACCAUCCGAUACCUACACAAUUAAAUAUAUUCAUAAUGUUCAAUCACUACGUGCGACACUUUCUCAAGUUUUAUCAGCUAUGCAAAUUGCGUUUCAAGGAGCACGUGAUGAUCUUAUUCGUACUCGAAAUAGUAUGAAUCAAAUUCCAGAACAUAUCAAAGCAGGCCUUCUUUUGAUUCAAACAGCACCAAAGGACCUUCUUAGUAAGUUACUGCCAUAUACAUUACGUAAUGUCGAGCGGGCUGCUAAUGAAGGAUCGGAAAUUAGUAAACCAACACUCGAGCGCUUUGUUUCAGCAGGAUUGCUAGUGGAAGAACUUGCCACAUUGAUUGCUUCUACAGUAUCAUCAUCACCGGAAAAUUCUGAUUAUUUAAUGGAAGCAAAUGCUUAUGCCAAUGAUAUAAAAAUACAAUGGGAUCUUUUGGUAAAACUUUUCAGAAAAUUUUCAGAACGUGCUGAUAUGACUCAAACAACUAUUAGUAAUAGUUUUAUAGAACCUAUUGAUCAAGUACCAAAAAAUAAUGGCUUCACUUCUCAAAGCGAUCGCCGUACUCUCCUUGAAAAACUUAUUCCAGCUGCAAUUGCUAUUGAUCAAUCAUCUUAUUUUUUAGAUAUGAUGGUACACGCAUACACUGAUGUAUCAAAUGAUUACAUUAUCAAUCGCAUUGCUGCAACUAAAGAUUAUCUUGUCAUUCCAUCAGAUCCACUACGAAAAAUGAGUCAACGACAAUUGUGGCAAAAUAUAGUAUCACAAUCGGUGACAAUUGCUCGACUUGCCCAAGAUCGUCAAAAUCAAUUUGCUGAAACAACUCUAAAUCGACAUACUGAAUAUACUGCUUAUUCAGAAGGUGUUCUUGCUGAUUAA
Messenger RNA from Rotaria sordida, 1188 nucleotides. Lineage: Eukaryota; Metazoa; Rotifera; Eurotatoria; Philodinida; Philodinidae. The record is from the annotation of a GenBank genome assembly.